Molecule: messenger RNA, 1366 nt
Organism: Punctularia strigosozonata HHB-11173 SS5
Lineage: Eukaryota; Fungi; Basidiomycota; Agaricomycetes; Corticiales; Punctulariaceae
Exons: 2
Coding region: 1-1143 (380 amino acids)
Source: RefSeq, a predicted model, not a curated record
AUGCAGAUUGUUGUACAGCACUAUUCGUCCACUACCCCGCCCGAACCUUCUGCCAGGACCCUCAUCCAGGAAGGACGUCGCCUUGUUCACGCUGCUACAUCAUCCAAGGGCUGGUGUAAUGUCGCCAUCAAUGGCCUGGGCGCGAGAAAGCAAGUGGACAAGGCCUCUGUCACGACCAGCUUUGCAUAUGCACCAGCGCCUCCGGUUCUCGCUUCGCAAUACCGGGCAGAAAUCGUUCUCAGGGAAUGGGACACUUCCGCGGCCCCGUGCGCAGAUGAAGAUUAUCGUAUUUGUGACCUCGACCAGUUUGAGAGCACGAACUUCGAGCACUUGCUGCGGGCCUAUCCGGAAUCGUCUCUUCCCUCGUCGAUUGGCCUUCAUCAUAGCCACCCGGGCCAGACACUCGACAAUGCUUGGGACUUUCUCUACGGUCCACCCGUGGUAAAGAAACCCCCAGUCCAUAGAGAAUCGCUUGAGAACUUGAUCACCGAUGUAGAUUUACAUUGGCUGCCGCAUCCGCAAGUUACACAUUUUCCUCCUCCUCCCACGUCAGUCAAGCCUUACUCAAAGGUGCCUCCAUUGCCUGUGCCACCCUUCACCACGGCACAAGUCGAGGAGUACUUGAACGACAGAUGGGCUCGAGGAACCUGGAUCGUGCCCGUCCAGGGCGCCUUGCCGAUCAAUGCUUGCACCUCAGCCACGGUAUCGCCUCUCGAAAGCAUGGCGACACCAUGCAUCAGAGAAUCACAAUCAGGCGGCAACCGUGAGGUGGUUUGGACGCAACAUUGUCUGCUACAGUUCUGGGAUUUCCUCGUCGCCGUUCAAGGAUCAGGCAAGCUCGGUCCUAUAAACUUAGCUCUAGAACUUUCACCAUCGGAAGAACCUCCCUUCACACAACAAGCAGAAUCCGCCAUGCAUGACCCCCUGGCGUCUUAUCUCUCCAUGAUGGAUCACAUCAGGAUCAUGGUAGACAUGCAAUAUGCUAUGCAUGUGAGGAGUGUGUUGGAUGCCUGGAGUUAUGAUACCGGCGAUGGAGGCACGGUCAUGGAUACUCUAUCCCCUAUUGCGAACAAGGUUCGAAUACUGAAAGGCGCAACCUUGCUCCUCCUGGACAACCUAGGCCGUGGCUUGUUCGCUGUUUAAAUUUGCGCCGCUCGUCCCACCUAACACUGAAGAUCCACGACAUGGUUGGCGAAGCGGAUCCAAAGAACAUUCAAGAAGAACAUAAACCAUCCCACGCAAGAUCGGUCUAGUCUAUCUCAUAUCGGGGACCGCGAAAUCACCAUGCGCAUCUUGCUGAGGCUUCUUUUCAACGCGUUCCCCGCCCAGCUCCACCUCCCGGAUCCUUUGUCAGGCUGAUUGGCCU